AUGACAGCACCGAAUGUGCAGCUAACCAACCAAGUAGGCGAUUAUGGCUCGGAUGUUGAAAUCGAAUCUGUCGCCACACUGAGUGAUUAUGGCUCAGACAUCGACAUCGACGACGACAUCUUGCUUGCAAGUGCCUUCGCCACGAUAAGAGGCGCAGCUCCUCUCGACAGAAGCGCAGCCUUGCCCAGUGUAGAGUUUGAACAAGGCGAGAUUGAGGACGAAGAGCACGAUGUGGAGGGCUUCGUGCACAUACACAAGCCACCAGUGCUGCGUGUCGCUCAAGGCACGAGAAGUGUCCUGGCGGAUAAGCCGAAGAAUCCACAAAGCUCUCCCAUACGAGAGCGAUGUACGUUGGAAGUCGAGUAUGACGAGAGAUCGCGGCGAGCAUGGAGUGUUCCCUUUGAACAACCAGCCUUGUCUCCUCGACGCUCACCAUCUCGCUCGCGUCGUAGCACAGCAGAAACCAAGCACGACAACGGUUCGCCACUCGAACGGUUUCGCACCAAGCCCAAGAAGCCUUUGUCGGUAACAGACCUUGUCUCUCCGGCAUGGUGUGAACUGCAGUACUUGUACACUUUGAGCAAGUUUGGGCGCAAACCGAGAACACAGGCGAUGCGCACGGGCUCCAAGAUUCACGAAAAGCUCGAGGCCGAGGUACACACCACAGUGCCCGUGCAAGUUGAAAGCAAGGAAGACCGCUUUGGUCUACGUAUAUGGAACACAAUAUCUGGCUUGCGUUGUCUAAGCGAGACUGGCCUCACUCGAGAGUUGGAAGUGUGGGGGAUUUUGGAAGGCCAGGUUGUCAAUGGCAUAAUCGACGAGUUGUCCUACCAGUGCCCUGAUGCCGCUUUUGAAGAGCAGCUCGAGAAAUCUAGCGCUGAGAAAAAUGGUGGCAUCAUUCCGCUGCCCUCGGGCCAGCUCAGAAUCUCAGAUGCUUUUGCCAAGGAUUCCACUCGAGGCACGUCACAGCCUAGUCGUCAGAUCUAUAUAACUGAUGUUAAGACGAGGUCUGCAAACUCGCUUCCUGCUGGGGCCUCGUUGCGUCCGACAUGGAUGCAGCUGAUGCUCUAUCGUAAACUGCUCGAGUCACUGUCGUUGAAUACGGUGGAUGCAGAGACCAUCUUCUUACGCUAUGAUUUGCAACCCCUCCAAAACUUCAGCGAUACGUUUAUGCAAGCGGUAGGCGGCAUCGGCCCCCAUAAUCAGGCUCCUGAUUAUCCAAAUCUUCUUUCUCUGUGGUCACUGCUGGUUACCGAAAUGCAAAUCGCGGUCCCUCCUACAAGUCUAUCGCCCAUUGUUCGCGCCGAGUUUCGCUAUGCAAAGAGUGGCCACAUCAUUGGAUCAGAGCUUAUGAUCUAUGAUCCUGACACCAUUGACAAGUACAUCGGCGAUGAAAUGGCGUGGUGGAAAGGCCGGAGAGAGGCAAAGGGAGUGGAAAUAGAAGAGGCUUUCAAGUGCAGGAUAUGUGACUUUGCCGACAGCUGUAGUUGGAGAAGGACAAAGGUUGAUGAGGCUAUUGAGAAAAGUAGACUGAGGCGAGCAGCUAAGGAAAAGAGUGCUGUAUAG
Bipolaris oryzae ATCC 44560 is the source of this 1566-nucleotide messenger RNA. RefSeq lists its product as uncharacterized. Bases 1 to 1566 code for a protein of 521 amino acids. Gene Ontology annotation, biological process: interstrand cross-link repair. Gene Ontology annotation, cellular component: nucleus; mitochondrion. Gene Ontology annotation, molecular function: single-stranded DNA 5'-3' DNA exonuclease activity. The record is from RefSeq and is a predicted model, not a curated record. Lineage: Eukaryota; Fungi; Ascomycota; Dothideomycetes; Pleosporales; Pleosporaceae. The transcript has 2 exons.